GCGAAAGUCUAACACACAUAAAGGUGUAGGUUAUGAUAUUAGGUAUGCUUAUAUUAAAAGCGAUGCAUCGUGCACAGGAUCACAUUCUGUCUUGCUAUUCAGAACGGAUUCAUAGUAAUGGACUAAAGUAAUAUCAUCUUCGGACAUUCUAAUUUUUUUCCGUGACAUUACAUAUAAUCUUUUAAUUUGGUUAUCCUGAAAAUCAUUGAGUGCAUCCAGAGUCUAGCGUCUAAUACUAUUGAGGAUUAAAUUGAUUGUGUCACUCGACGCAUUCAUAACGCUUUCUUCGCACGUGGUCCGUCAUUCAGUGAUGAAAAUGCAUCGAAAAGUUCCACAAGACGCUAUCAAUUUGAACUAAAAUUGUUGAAGAGUCUCUAAGUAAAAACGGAAGAAAUUAACAUUAUUGGGGCUGUUAAGUGAAUGCAUUAAGUGGAAUCAACGUAGUCCCAGAAUCAAGAGAAAAAAAAAACCCCGAAAUAUUUCUAAGGUAAAAAGAAACUCACAUACAGGAAUUAGAUUAUUUAACAUUGACCUUCUUGCGGGAUGUGAAGAUCGGCACCCUUUGAAUUUAGAGAAGCGUUUUUAUUGACAAACUAGCAUUUAACCUAGUGAUUUCCAAGUACUACCGUGAUAGUCAUGUAACACGAUUCAAUUUGAAUAACUUGGGACUUAUUUAAAGGAUAAUUUAAACGUUUUGUGACAUAUUUCACAUCCUUAGUGUAAUGAUGGAUUAUUCUGAAGAUGAUAGAAUGGGCCUCAGUCCUAUACCGGUCAAGUGGUCAGAAUCAGCGGCGCAUCACUGCAGAUCUGGUAUCGAAAAUCGUCACAGUUUCCAGCACACUUUACCGAGGUGUUCUCAAGACGACUCCGUAGUUUCGUAUGGACAUUACGAUGCGUUAACUAGAAAAGACAGGUGUUUCAGAUGUUGUGAUAGGGAGAUAGAAAAGAAAUUCUGGUCAAACAGUUCCUGCAAUACCCUACCUAGCCAUCACAGAACAAAUGAAAAGUCUAUAGGAAAGUGGAUUUCAUUUAUACAGAGUUCUAAAAUGCUUCGUCUUGGAGGAAGGUUCCUUGUGGUGCUUGUGUUUGUGUCUGUAUUAGGAAUUAUAUUCGGACGUUCUUCAUCAGCAAGAGUUAGUGACUCGGACAAAAUCCAUCUUGGGGAAGAAGCAAAAUUAGUAAUGCAUAAAAUACAACCAGUAAAAAUGAGAGUAUUUCAUCAACACGCCAAGAAUGUAUCUAAAUACCAUUUGCACAAUUAUCAUGACAUGUUAAGGAUAUUUUUCAAAAAUCCGAAUGUAAGUGACAGAGAGAUAGACUUGUUUCUUCGACGAAAGACAUUGGAGGACAUUUUACCGGAAGAAGGAUUCUCCAAACGGGAUUAUGAUUAUGUGAAUGACGAAGCCGACUAUGAAGAAGAUCAGUUAGACUUAGCCGACCAAGCCACACAGCAUUACGCACAUGUGUUGGAUCACCCGUAUUCAUCAUGCCAUGAACCAAAACCGGAAGUGAUUUACAUUCCACCGGAAGGACAUAAAAAGUUUAUUCCGGAAUAUACUAUCCUUCAUCGAUGUAGGAAUACUACCGGGUGUUGCUGGGACAAAUCUCAGACUUGUACCGUUAGAAACCUUGAAAUCGUCACACGGACUUUCUUCGUGGUAGACAUGCUCUCUGAUGAUACAAUAACACCGGACGAGGCGGAGCAGCUUUACCUGGAAAACCAUACAUCUUGUCAUUGCCAGCUCAUCAACCCACAGCCCGGAUGUGACCAACAGUGUCCAAGUCCAUUCCGAAAGGUCCGCACGGGAGAUACCUGCACGUGCGACUGUCCUCACGACCGACUGCAUUGUGUUGAGAUCAAAUGGGGAAUUGAAGCUUUGAGCACAGAGAGUUUUAAUUGUGUAAAAGAGCAACGCUGUAUGGCUCCAAAAUGCCAGGAAGGACAGUUCGAUAUGAGGAAAGGAUUUUGUCCGGGAACCAAUGAGGCGUAUCCUUACAGGACACGGCGGGAUGUCCAUAGCUUAUGUUGUGUCUCUGUGCAGAUUAAGGAUCUGGAUGGCAUGGCAGAACCAGAUGUCUCACAGAUAGGGCUGGACAUUUUCAGUGAAUUCCUGGAGGUGGCUAUCCACAGUAUUCUAUACAACAGAGAAUUGUACCCUGCUGGAGUGUUCGAGAGGAGAAAGAAGUACAAUGUCCCGGUGCAAAUGUGUGUUCAUCCCGAAGUCGCGCAGUACAUCACUCAGGUUGUGAAUGGUGUAUCAGAAUUCAAUUCUCAUGGUCAGUUGGAAAAGGUUGCCAUAGUAGUAUGUAACAGUGAUUCACAGCCCUUAGAGAAGUUUAUUCUGGAGAUCAAUAGACCCCCAGCAUCUCAACAUCAGCAGGCAGACAGAUAUCUGUACCAGCUGGAGCAGUCUCUGAGGUCCUUCUUGCUGAAGAUAAACAUGGCGGACUCCUUACUGAAGCCGCUUCCUUCCGACUGCACGUGGACGGUCCAUGCCACCACUUGUGAGUCCGCAGCAGCCAGAGUGUUUGAUAAAAAUUUAGAGGAAGACUUUCCUUGGUUAGAGGCUUCAGAGCUAGAGACAACGAUGGCGAAUACUGCCAUCCUCCCUCUGAAAUCGACCACUUCUCCUUACAUAAACAUGCAAAUGUAUGUGCAGGAAACUAACGAGCCUAAAGGCAGCUGAUGUUCCGGUGUAAUGUGCUACCUCGGAAAAAAUUCGAGAAACACUGCACAGAUAUUACUGUUGUGUUCAAGGAAGAGGAAUGCCUUCAGUGCCUUUCACUUAUUUUAUUGUUCAGAUGUACCAAAAAUAAUUUAUGUACAUACAUGUAUAUGCAUAUUGAAAUUUAUUUUAUUUAAAAGUAGUGGUUGGUGAAGAAUAUAA
Ostrea edulis (European flat oyster) is the source of this 2888-nucleotide messenger RNA. RefSeq lists its product as uncharacterized. The coding region runs from base 723 to 2687 and encodes 654 amino acids. The transcript is spliced from 11 exons. The record is from RefSeq and is a predicted model, not a curated record. Gene Ontology annotation, molecular function: growth factor activity. NCBI's taxonomy places the organism in Eukaryota, Metazoa, Mollusca, Bivalvia, Ostreida, Ostreidae. Gene Ontology annotation, cellular component: zeta DNA polymerase complex; membrane.